This is a messenger RNA of Lutra lutra (Eurasian river otter), 2648 nucleotides long. RefSeq names its product Meis homeobox 3 (gene MEIS3). The transcript has 13 exons. The coding region runs from base 1146 to 2276 and encodes 376 amino acids. Gene Ontology annotation, biological process: embryonic pattern specification; positive regulation of transcription by RNA polymerase II; animal organ morphogenesis. Gene Ontology annotation, molecular function: DNA-binding transcription activator activity, RNA polymerase II-specific; RNA polymerase II cis-regulatory region sequence-specific DNA binding. The record is from RefSeq and is a predicted model, not a curated record. Lineage: Eukaryota; Metazoa; Chordata; Mammalia; Carnivora; Mustelidae.
ACACCCCCCAAUAGGCACCAUAUUCAGAGACAGUAAUAACCCCGCAUCGUCCCACAACCAGACACAUACACACACACACACACACACACACACACACACACAGCCUCAGACACAGGCCCAUGAGCAUCCUUGGCUCCCAGAGGAGGGAAGUUAGGGGACCCGGAGCAAGAACAGAAACUAAAAUACGGGGUUUGGUUACUUACAGCCUCUGCUUCUCUUCUCUGUCUGCUCAUCCGUCUCCUAGAGACAGACAGACGGACAGAGACAAAGAGAGAGAGACAAAGAGACAGAGAGGCCAAAGAGAGGCGCACCGGAGAGAAAGGGAGCCGGGGAGCAGGGGCCGGGCAGGGCGGACAGAGACCUGUGGCGGCCGCGGGGCGGGAGGCCGAAGAGGCCCGGGCCGGGUGCGGGGAGAGGGCGGCGCGGACGGGGGCGGCCCGGGUGGGGGCCCGGGGAGACCCCGACACAAAGGCCGCCCCGAGGGCGGCGGCGCGGGAGGAAGAGGGGGAGAGGGGGUGGGUGGGGGAGGAGCCGCCCGCCCCGCCCGCGGCCCAGCCACCGGCGGACAGCGGGUUAAGCAUCUCGAUGUGGAACUUCCGGAUGUGACCACAGAGAGAGGGAGAGACCGGGAGAGACCGGGAGAGACCGGGAGGCGGGGAGACACUGAGCCACCCAGCCGCCGGCAGCCCUCCGGCCCGCUGCCGCCAGGACCCCCCGCCGCCCCCGCCCCCCUCCCUUUGCCCGCCCGCGCCCUCUCCCAGUCUCUCCAGCACCACCACCCCGGUCUCCCCAGUCUCCGGGUCCGUCGGCCGCGGGCCGCCCCGAUCCUCCCGGGACCCCGGGGGCGGCGGGGGCGGGGAAGGACUGGGGGCCUGCCCCCCCCCCCGCUCACCCCUGCCCCCGCCGUCAUGAUCCCCUCGCCCUGACCCCCGCGGGGGAAGGGCGCCGGGGGUCCAUGCGCGCAGCCUCUGCGCUGCGCGGCGCCGGCCACUGACGGCGGCGGGGGUGGGGGGGCCGGGCUCCGGGGCUCCUGCCCCACCCCCUGGCGUCCGCACCGCGGCCCAUCGGGGGCCGCUGCCCCGGGCUGCGCCCGCCCUGCCGGCCAGGCCCUGGAGGGACCCGGGAGCUGCCGCCGGCAUCAGCCCAUGGCCGGGAGGUACGAUGAGCUGCCCCACUACCCAGGCAUCGUGGACAGCACUGCAGCCCUGGCUGGCUUCUCGGAGGCAGUGCCCUCGGCACCGAGAGCCCCGGGGCCCUAUGGCCCCCACCGGCCUCCCCAACCCCAGCCCCUGGGCUUGGACAGUGAUGGCCUGAGGAGGGAGAAGGAUGAGAUCUACGGACACCCGCUCUUCCCGCUGCUGGCCCUGGUCUUUGAGAAAUGUGAAUUGGCCACGUGCUCGCCCCGGGAUGGGACUGGGCUGGGCACACCUCCAGGUGGUGACGUAUGCUCCUCUGAUUCCUUCAACGAGGACAUUGCUGCCUUUGCCAAGCAGGUCCGCUCUGAGAGGCCCCUCUUCUCCUCCAACCCGGAGCUGGACAAUCUGAUGAUACAGGCCAUCCAGGUGCUCCGUUUCCACCUGCUGGAGCUGGAGAAGGUCCACGACCUGUGCGACAACUUCUGUCACCGCUACAUCACCUGCCUCAAGGGAAAGAUGCCCAUCGACCUGGUCAUCGAGGAUCGGGAUGGCGGCUGCAGGGAGGACCUCGAGGAGUACCCGGCCUCCUGCCCCAGCCUCCCGGAUCAGAAUAAUACAUGGAUUAGAGACCAUGAGGACAGCGGGUCUGUACAUUUGGGGACCCCGGGUCCAUCCAGUGGGGGCCUAGCCUCCCAGAGUGGGGACAACUCCAGUGACCAAGGAGAUGGACUAGACACAAGUGUGGCCUCUCCCAGUUCCGGGGGAGAGGACGAGGAGCUGGACCAGGAGCGGCGGCGUAAUAAGAAGAGGGGGAUCUUUCCCAAGGUGGCUACUAACAUCAUGAGAGCCUGGCUGUUCCAGCACCUCUCGCACCCAUACCCCUCGGAGGAGCAGAAGAAGCAGCUGGCGCAGGACACAGGGCUCACGAUCCUGCAAGUCAACAACUGGUUCAUCAACGCCCGGAGACGCAUCGUGCAACCAAUGAUCGAUCAAUCCAACCGCACAGGGCAGAGUGCAGCCUUCAGCCCAGAGGGCCAGCCCAUGGGGGGCUACACGGAAGCUCAGCCACACAUGACUGUCAGGCCUCCAGGUUCGAUGGGAAUGAGUUUGAACUUAGAAGGAGAGUGGCAUUAUCUAUAGAUUCAGGACAAGUACCCCCGCCUCCGGACUGUGACCACUAAGCUCACACCUGGUUCCGGUCCCCGCCUGGCCCCCUGACUUCAGGACCCCACCUCCUAAGGUCCCCAACGCAAUGCCUACCUCCCUGGGGCCCCACCGGGGCAUGGGGGCCUGAGUGCCCACUCGAGGGUCUCUCAAGGACAAAGACAAGGCCCCUAGGCCCUGCGCCCCACUUCUGCCAUCACCUCUGCCUCGAGCCCAAGCUGAGAUCCCGGGCCCGGGUCUUCAGAAGAUGGUGGCUGGGGGGGUCCCCCGCCUCCAGGCUAGAGAAGAGACUGGCAGUGGGCUGCGGAGGUCAGGGAAGGAGGGUCCCCUUCUCUCCCCUACCUCCCU